Molecule: messenger RNA, 1665 nt
Organism: Rhodofomes roseus
Lineage: Eukaryota; Fungi; Basidiomycota; Agaricomycetes; Polyporales; Fomitopsidaceae
Exons: 7
Coding region: 163-1593 (476 amino acids)
Molecular function (GO): hydrolase activity, acting on carbon-nitrogen (but not peptide) bonds
Source: RefSeq, a predicted model, not a curated record
UACCAGUACAGCCCCGAACUGGACGACGACCUGGGUGGCGCGUUUCAACGCCCACUACUCACAUGCUUGCUUGUAGCGGUUAAUAAAUGCCGCAGUUCAGAGAUCAUCAUCAUCUUGCCGCAAUGUUGGUCGGCACCUAUACCACUGCAGCUGCUUCACAGGAUGCUCCUUCAUGCAUCUCCCGCGGCGUCGGACGAUACCUCGCAGACGGUGAAGAUAUAUGCUGGGAAGUUGUUUGACUCCAUAAAUCUCCAGCUACUAGAGAACCGGGUCAUAAGCGUUUCUCCGGAUUCUGGGCUUGUACUGGACGUCAGCUCUUUCUCGCGUGAGGAUCGCAUCGCCUGGGAUGACCCCCAAGUGGUCGACUUGAGACACGCGACAGUCCUCCCAGGACUUGUCGAUGUUCAUGUGCAUUUCUUCUUGCAUACAUACUCCGAGACGAGGUGGGAUGAUCAAGUCAGCAAGGAAAGCGUGGUAGAGCGUACUAUCCGUGCAACUAUCCAUUCCAAGCGCACAUUGAUGGCUGGCUACACCGCCGUACGAGACUUGGGCACAGAGGGUGCCGGAGAUGCAGACAUCCAUCUGCGCAAAUGCAUGGCGGGUCCAAAUCCCAUCAUCCCCGGUCCUCGUUACUUCACUGCCAACCGAGCAAUCGUCGCGACUGGGUUCUAUGGCCCGAAGAGUACCAUACACCUCAACCAGGAAGGCAUCGAAGGCAUUACCGGUGCUGAGGUUGUUGACGGAGAAGUUGAAUGCAUGAAGGCCGUGCGCAGGCAAAUCGGCGCCGGGGCCGACUGGAUCAAGGUCUAUGCCGAAUAUCGCCCCCGAACACGAAUUCGCGACGUCUCGUACAUCCUGCCAUCCAUCUCUAUCGCCACAUUCAACGAGAAGGAACUGGACGCCUUGAUCACCACCGCCAACAGGCUCGGAGUCAAAGUCGCAGCGCACUCGUCGCACUGGCGGACCCGCCUCGCCGACAAGCCAAACCUGCCGAGCGGACCAGGUUUCCACUCUAUCGAACACGGCGGGGACAUCACAUUCGACGACGAGACCAUCGCCGCCCUCCGCGAGAACUCCACAGAUCGCCUCAGCACGUUCUGGGUGCCCACCCUCUCGAUAUUCUACACGGAGGGCAACAAUGGCCAGAGCGAAGUGUGGAAAAUGGCCGCGCGGAAUUUCGCGAAGGCGCUGCAAUACGGGAUCGACAACAUCGCGUGCGGCGGAGAUACUGGUCCAUUCCCGCAUGGCGACAACUCGCUCGAGAUGAAGCUUAUGGUGCGCCUCGGUGCCGAGUGGCGCAAGGUGCUGGGCUGGUGUACCUACGGCGGCUGGAAGUGCAUCCGCAGUAUGCGAUGGGAGGGAAAGGAGGGCGCAGCGCGGUUGACUCGAGUCGGCAGCUUACAGGAGGACCAAAGGUUGGUGGGCGACAAUGAGGUGCCCUUUGGUGUGAUCAGGCGUGGGUUUGCCGCGGACAUUAUAGCUACAACUGGGGACCUUGCGACGAGCUUCGAGCGUGCUGUGGACAAAUCGUCCAUAACCUUCGUGAUGAAAGGCGGAAAGAUCUACAAGAGGGACGGAAAAGGGCUGGUGUAAAGCGCCAUGACUAUCUCCCUGUAGUACAUAGUGUAUUCGGUGAAUUCAUUAUAACACUCAAGGUCUCAAUUA